Messenger RNA from Episyrphus balteatus (marmalade hoverfly), 1095 nucleotides. It is a transcript of the gene speck, whose product is annotated as arylalkylamine N-acetyltransferase 1. The coding region runs from base 78 to 899 and encodes 273 amino acids. NCBI's taxonomy places the organism in Eukaryota, Metazoa, Arthropoda, Insecta, Diptera, Syrphidae. The record is from RefSeq and is a predicted model, not a curated record. The transcript is spliced from 4 exons. Gene Ontology annotation, molecular function: N-acetyltransferase activity.
AUACAAAUUUGUGUUAUAAAUAAAAAAAAAAACACUUGGUUUUCGUUUGUGAAAUAUAAACAAAUACAAAAAUAAAAAUGGAGCUUCAAAUUCAACAACUUAGUGUGAAAGGACCCCAAUCUUUUGCGGAAAACAUGCACGAAUCACGAUAUACGCUCUCCGAUCUGAACCCCAUCGCCAGACUAACACAAAAGAUGGACAAAACUUUAAAAGUAUCGGAGCAAUUGUCUGCACCCACCGUCGAUGAUGUUCCUUACACGAUCGAAUUAAUCACGGAAAAAGACGCCGAUGGUGUUUUAGCAAUGCUUAAAGAAUUCUUUUUCAAAGAUGAACCACUUAAUACUUACCUUAACCUCGGUGAAUGUGAAGAAUUGGAGGAAUACUCUGUGAAAUCUAUACCAGAAAAGUGCUCAUUUAAGGCUGUCAACAAACAAGGUGAAAUCAUUGGAGUAUUCAUGAAUGGUAUCAUGCGAAGACCGAAACCCGAUGAAACACCUGAAAAAGCAGCAGAUUCCUGCCAACAUCCAAAAUUCAAGAAAAUCCUAUCUCUGAUGGAUUACAUUGAAGAAGACUUCAAUAUUUUCGAUGUAUUUCCUGAUACAGAUAUCAUUUUGGAUGGAAAAAUUGUUUCCGUGAAUACCAACUACCGAGGUUUGGGUAUCGCAGGUCGUUUAACAGAAAGAGUUCUUGAAUACAUGCGUGAAAAUUCAAUUCCUGUGAUGCAUGUCCUGUGCACAAGUCAUUAUUCGGCACGUGUUAUGGAAAAACUUGGUUUUCAUGAAGUCUAUAAACUUCCAUUUGAAAAUUUCAAAAUGAAUGGUGAAGUUGUACUUCGCCCAGCUAAGCCACAUGUGGCAGCAAGAAUUUUAGCCAAGGAAAUUAGUAAAUCAUCUAACUAAAAUGUGGGCACACUUACACCUACAUUAAGUUAUUUUUUUUUUGUUGACUGUUUUUAAAUUUAAGAGUGAUUUUUGUAUGCUGUGUAUAUUUAUUUACAAACAAAAUUUUGUACAUGUUUUUGGGGUAAGGAAUUUAUUUUUUUUCUUGUACAGAACAAUGAUUUUAGAAAAAUGUUGCAAUAUAAUAUUGCAAUUU